CUUUCUUGAUGUAGUCUCAUUAAUCACGGUGCGGUCAAUUAGAUCGAAACAACAUAAGGAAGAGAUCCUUUCAAGUAUUCGUAGACAUCACUUACAAUUAGUGAAAAAGAGAAGAGAGUGCGGUUGAGAGUUUCGAGAGCUCGAGGCGAAGAUGUCUCUUAAAUUUUCCGUAGGCAACUUUUACGAAACCUAUUCGGAGAGAGAGAGAGAGAGAGUCAAACUAACGUUAUUUCAAUUAUUAAAAAACGAUGCCUCGAGCGUAGAAUUCUCUUACUCGGAGAACGAGACGCUCCAGAGGGGUGAUGUGAUCAAGAAAAUCGACGAUUACGACACGCGAGAUGUGAGGCAUGUAGACGCGCAGAAUCUUCUUCAAAACUCUGAAUCAAUAAGGCUCGUGGUCGAAAGGUCUGAGCCGUCGAAUGCAUCUCGUAUCAACAUUACCACGUCAUCUCCGAUUAUCCAGUUGAACACUGGCGACAGGGCUGCGGUCACUAGUCUAGCUAAACAACGGAAAAUACCGUCGGAAUUACCGAAGAGCCCCGUACCGCCGCCUUUAAUCGACGAAUACAGGCCGCCUGCAUCUUCACCGGAACACCUUAACUUACCGCACGAACAUCUCGAUGAGGUUCGCGAAGAGAGAGCCAAUUUGUCGCAGCCAUACCGCACAACUCCUCUGGUCUUGCCAGGUGCAAAGAUAAAAAAGGACGCUCCGCUUGGAGAAUGCUACUUGCGCCAUCAUCCCAAUCCGAUGAUCAGAGCGGCACCGCAUCAUUACGAACAAGCUCAUCCUGAAGUUGCUAUGAAACAAAAGGUGGCAGAAACGGUACUUCAACGUGUCUUGGGACCGAAUGAAGUUCCAAAGGUUGUCCACAAGCAAUUUAACUCACCAAUUGGUCUCUAUUCCGAACAAAAUAUUGCCGACACUAUAAAGAGCCAAACAACCGCUAUACCCAUUUUCAUAGACUUUUCCUUCGUGAAACAGAAACAGGAAAUACAGGAGCAAGCGAGAAUCUUGAAAGAGCAGGCCAUAGCCGCCGCCUCGAAGAACGUGUGGCCGCAAUUCAAUAGACCAAAUUAAUAUCCAGUUCGAGACGUUUUUCGAUGCUUCUCGCACGUCGUAGUAUAUCCAUAGUUUCAAAUUCUAUUGUUUUCACGAGAAUCAUUGGUCACAUUCCUUGUCUCACAAUUGUUUCUUUCUCUUAAAAUUGUUUAUCGUCCUUCUUUCUUUCUUUUUUAAUAAGGCAAAUGAGCGUGACCACUGAUCCGUGAUUAAGCUCUUGAUAAUCGUUCGAUAAAGUAUUUAUUGAUUCAAACUCUUUUGCUUUACAGUUUAAUAUCUAUAAAUCGUAAUUAUAGGGUCGUGAUGCAUAUAACUACAUAGAUACAUACAUAUUGCAAUUUGUUGUUGUGACUUCAAGUAAAUCGAUAAAAUCGACGGAAAAGCUAGAAAAAAAAACAAGUUUUAAAGGAAGUUCUUAAAAUAACCAUACUAUAUAUUUUUCUGCAUGCUGUACCAUUGAAAGUAAUCAAUAAUUAAUCAGAGUAAAUGUUCGUGCAAA
Bombus pyrosoma is the source of this 1559-nucleotide messenger RNA. RefSeq names its product PDZ and LIM domain protein 3 (gene Zasp66). The coding region runs from base 152 to 1078 and encodes 308 amino acids. Gene Ontology annotation, biological process: muscle structure development; actin cytoskeleton organization. The transcript has 8 exons. Lineage: Eukaryota; Metazoa; Arthropoda; Insecta; Hymenoptera; Apidae. The record is from RefSeq and is a predicted model, not a curated record. Gene Ontology annotation, cellular component: filamentous actin; Z disc; stress fiber. Gene Ontology annotation, molecular function: actin binding; muscle alpha-actinin binding.